Messenger RNA from Cottoperca gobio, 1668 nucleotides. RefSeq names its product immunoglobulin superfamily, member 5b (gene igsf5b). Lineage: Eukaryota; Metazoa; Chordata; Actinopteri; Perciformes; Bovichtidae. The coding region runs from base 114 to 1205 and encodes 363 amino acids. The transcript has 10 exons. The record is from RefSeq and is a predicted model, not a curated record.
ACCAAGCAUGAGAAAGGAGCAGCAUCGUUGACAUGUGUCCACCGUGUGGGAUCCGCGGAGACUGAGGUCCUUUCAGCCUUGAACAAUGGAUUAACUGGACCGACUGAUUAAACAUGGACAUCGUUUCUCUGUUGGUGCUUCUCCUCUCCUGCAGGAUUCAAGCAGGAGCUCCGAUGACGCUGUCACCUAAAACACUAACCGUCCUGCGAGGAGAGGAGGCCCGGUUCACCUGCAGUUCCUCCAACACAAAGUGGACCGUCAUGGUGUGGAUGCUGAACGGUAGUGCGGUUCUCACAAUCUCCAAGGAGAUUGGUGUCCUGCCCUCCAUUUACCCCAAUGUGACCGCUGAGAAAAGCCACGUCUCACCGGGAGACAGCUGGGUGUUUGUCCUGAAAAACACAGAGCGGCACAACCAGGGAUCGGUGACCUGUGAUCUCCAGGGCAUUGAUAGGAAAACAGCAAGCCUGUUUGUACAAGAAAAGGGCAGCGUGAAAGUCGUUGGGGACGACAAGUUGGCUUUUAAAGGUAAGUCGGUCCGGUUUGAAUGCCAAGCAGCAGGAUGGUACCCUAAACCCACUUUGCAAUGGCAUCUGAAUGACAAAAUGGUGAGCCAGGGUGAAUACAACAUCAGUAGUGAAGAGUCGGGGAAGAGCCUCUUCACCGUGACCAGCAACCUCAGCGUUACGGCGGCAAAGAGCUCUCAUGUGGAUUGUCUGGCCUCUGUGUCUGCCCUCCCCACGCCACUGAAGAGCCGUGUCCGUCUGACAGUGGUUGCAGAGGUGGUGCAGGAGGAAGAUGACUGCACAGUCCCUGUGGCAGUAACAGCCUCCCUCUCUGCUGUUCUGCUGCUCCUCCUGCUCUGCAUCUGCACUGUCCUCUGGUACAGACAAAGGAGACAAGCAAAACAGAGCCCAAAGGAAGAGGCGGUAAUCAGGUUCGACCAAUCAGUGAGCGGGAGAAGCUCGGUUGCUGAGGCGACAAGGGGGAAGGUCAACCUUGGAUACUCUAGUGAGGGCCCCACAGAUGCAGUUUUCAAUGAGCUAAACAUGGAAACUCGUAGGCAGCAGGAGGACUGUGUCAGCUUUCACAAGCAGGUCCCUGAUCUCGUGUCCUCCGGCAGCCUGUCUCUACGCGGUGCGAGCCAAACCCCGGUGUGCCAGUCAGAGGGAAGCGCCAAAAAUGUCCGGAGAAUAACCACAGUUUAAAUGUUUAUUAUGUUAUUUGAUAUAACAAUAUGAUGGUAAUGAUGGAGAGUACAGGAGGGCCCCUCAACAUUGUUUGUACAGUAUAAUGUUUCAUAUGUUUGUGCAGCUUGAGGUUAAUGAUGUGUUCCCUUAUGGCUUUUAUAUAGUUUGUUCAGGACAUAUAGGAUAUAAACUACAGCAUAUACAUUUAAAAGAAGAAUGUGCAGCUUAUUGCUACGUGUUAAGAUAAUAUAAUGCUGAUAUUUGUGAUGCAAGAUGAUCAGACAAGCUGCAAACAAACCAACACUUCAACCAGAUUACCUGAAACAUCUUAUUUGAAGGUAAAACUGUCUGUAAUGUUUCAUUAUCGCUCGACUGUGGUCGUGCACUACAGCAGGUCAAAGUUGAACCACAUUUAUAACUGACAGUAUGGAUAUUUCUCUCUGUAUGGCUUUUGUUUUCUCUUCUAACUAACUUUGUCUAA